CAAGUUGCAGCAAUGAGGAAGAAUGCAGAGCAAAUUUUUCUUUUCCUACUCUGCUUGAAGGCAGUAGUAUAUCCUGGAAAUGCAACAGACACCUGUCCAGAAGUGAAUAUCGUGGGUCUGAAUGGUGAUGAGAAGCUUGCCAUCCUCCGAGGAUGUCCAGGGGUUCCUGGUGCAACAGGGCCCAAAGGGGACUCGGGCACUGAUGGCGCAAGGGGAGACACAGGACCUCGGGGAAGUCCAGGGAAAACUGGCCCAGCUGGAGAGAAAGGAGAGAGAGGUGACGUGGGUCCUACUGGCACAAAAGGGGACAAAGGCGACCCAGGGACCCCAGCAACAUUAGGAGAGAAAGAACUGAAUGUUCUCCACUGUAAGAAGGGGGCAAAGAACUGCAAAGAGCUCUUAGCCAAGGGGGUGAUUCUGAGUGGCUGGUACACCAUCUACCCCCGGGACUGUGUGCCGCUGACUGUGCUGUGUGACAUGGACACGGAGGGAGGUGGCUGGAUUGUGUUCCAGAGACGGAGUGAUGGCUCUGUGGAUUUUUACCGGGAUUGGAACGCUUACAAGAGAGGAUUUGGAAGCCAACUCACAGAAUUCUGGCUGGGGAAUGACAACAUUCACCUCUUGACCUCACUCGGAGAAAAUGAGCUGCGCAUUGAUCUCACCGAUUUUGACAAUACCCACACUGUGGCCAAAUAUCACUCCUUCAAUAUUUCAGGGGAGGUGGAUCAGUACAGGCUGGCAGUUGGAGCUUUCCUUGAGGGCACUGCAGGUGAUUCACUCACUUACCACAACAGCAUGCCAUUCUCCACCAAAGACAGACAGCAGGAUCCUGGCAACAGUAAAUGUGCAGUAACUUACAAAGGAGCCUGGUGGUACAACUCCUGCCACCACAGCAACCUCAAUGGGAUGUACUGGCUUGGGUCUCACAGUACUUUUGCUGAUGGUGUGAACUGGAAUUCUGGCAGAGGGUACAACUAUUCCUACAAACGCUCAGAAAUAAAAUUCAGGCCACGGGAAUAGUCAAAAGCUGUGAAGACAGAAGAUACUUGAUGGAUGACUUUCUCUUCAGUUGCACUCAGUAGAUGACAGUUUCCCUGUUUGCUCACAAAAUGAGGGAAUGUAAAGUAAACAUUUUGCAAAUCCUCCACUUUAAUAGUGCUCCACCAUAGGAAAGCAUCCUGGUGGCUUAUGUCCCAUGUUAAUGAAUAGAAGGACAAAUCUGGAUUUUCUGCCUCUGGCAUGCAAACAUCUUGAGCCAGCUGGAAUCCCAAACAAAUCAACAUCUUCAAAUGGUAAUUUAUACAGGCAUGUAUCUCAAGCAAGCCCGCUGAACACAAAUAAACCGCAC
Eublepharis macularius is the source of this 1348-nucleotide messenger RNA. RefSeq names its product ficolin-2-like. The transcript has 10 exons. Lineage: Eukaryota; Metazoa; Chordata; Lepidosauria; Squamata; Eublepharidae. The coding region runs from base 13 to 1020 and encodes 335 amino acids. The record is from RefSeq and is a predicted model, not a curated record.